AUGCUUCUCUACGCCAUGAGACUAGUCGGGACUUGGCAUCGUGUGGAUUCACAUUUUGCUGUACGCGACAAAAGAGCACCUUUCACAUUUACAGCCGCGUCGAUUGAGGGCCAAAACGAAAAGGUUUACACGUGUUAUUACGCUCUCGACUUAACGAGCUUAUUGAAAGAUCUGAAGGGGGCGCUAGAUCUCUGGUUCCUCUCCAGGACCAGCUGGACAGUGGUGAAACAAGGUUGA
Messenger RNA from Akanthomyces muscarius, 237 nucleotides. RefSeq lists its product as uncharacterized. The record is from RefSeq and is a predicted model, not a curated record. NCBI's taxonomy places the organism in Eukaryota, Fungi, Ascomycota, Sordariomycetes, Hypocreales, Cordycipitaceae. The transcript is spliced from 3 exons. The coding region runs from base 1 to 237 and encodes 78 amino acids.